Molecule: messenger RNA, 4198 nt
Organism: Cyprinodon variegatus (sheepshead minnow)
Lineage: Eukaryota; Metazoa; Chordata; Actinopteri; Cyprinodontiformes; Cyprinodontidae
Gene: boc
Product: BOC cell adhesion associated, oncogene regulated
Exons: 18
Coding region: 248-3391 (1047 amino acids)
Biological process (GO): cell-cell adhesion; axon guidance; nervous system development
Cellular component (GO): axon; plasma membrane
Molecular function (GO): protein binding
Source: RefSeq, a predicted model, not a curated record
GAACUCAGUCAUCCAAAAACGGCCUUUCAAUGCGAGAACUUGGGGAGCCGAAGGAAGAAAAUGUCGGUGGCAUCGCAGUAAAUUACUAAAGCUUUGGAAAGAGAAGAGUUGGGGGGAAAAAAAGCGGAAAGUCUCUAUUUUACUUUUUAUAUUUAUUUCUCAAAUGUUUUAAAAGAGAACAUCAGAGGAGAAGCGAGGAAGAAGGAAGCGCAAAGUUACAACUAGAUCUGGGCAUAGUGCAUGGAAGAUGUCUGGAAAGCAAGCCUGGACUCCUUGGAUGAAAAAGAGAAAAGCUCCAGUGUUUUGUGCUCUGGGUGCAGUACUGCUAUGCUGCCUGCAGGGCGGCGCUUCAACAGUUUAUGAGGUGCCGGUGUUCACAGAGGAGCCUGCUUCUGUGGUGCAGAAGCUGGGAGGCAGCGUCCUGCUGCGCUGCAGCGCCCGACCCGCCUCUGCAAAACUCAGCUGGCGUCUCAACGGCAUGCAGCUGUCCAAUGGCGAUCUGGGCUUGGUGCUGGAGCCGGGCAGCCUGCUCAUCCCCACUUUAACCAACCUGACUCUGGGCAGAUACCAAUGUGUGGCCAGCACCGGCGCUGGAGCUCUGGCAAGUGUGCCUGCUAACGUCACCGCUGCCAAGCUGCGGGACUUUGAGCCCGAAGUCCAACAGGAGAUCGAAGUCGACGAGGGCAACACAGCCGUCAUCGAGUGUCACCUCCCUGAGAGUCAGCCUAAAGCUCAGGUCCGCUACAGCGUCAAACAGGAAUGGCUGGAAACCUCCAAAGGAAACUACCUCAUCAUGCCAUCUGGAAACCUGCAGAUAGCCAAUGCUACCCAGGACGAUGAGGGGCCGUACAAGUGUGCUGCUUACAAUCCGGUCACUCAGGAGGUCAAAACAUCCACAUCCACUGAUCGCCUGCGCAUUCGCCGCUCCACGUCUGAAGCGGUCCGGAUCAUCUACCCGCCAGCGCCCCGAUCCAUCAUGGUGACCAAAGGCCAGCGGCUGGUGCUGGAGUGCGUGGCCAGCGGCAUCCCCACUCCUCAGGUGACAUGGGCUAAAGAUGGGCUGGACCUGCGCUCUCACAACAACACACGCUUUCUGCUAAGCAACCUGCUGAUAGACGCCGUGAGCGACGGGGACUCGGGAACGUACGUCUGCAUGGCGCACAACGGCCGGGGCUCGGGCCGAUCCGCCACCGUGCUCUACGACGUUCAAGUGUUCGAGCCUCCUCUGGUGACUGUAGAGCUGCAGCAGCAGGAGGUCGCAUUGGGAGAAACGGUGCGCAUCAUCUGCCAGGCCCGAGGUAAGCCCGCCCCCUCGGUGAUGUGGCUCCACAACGCCCGACCCAUCGCUGCGUCACCCCGCCACCGUGUUACUUCGCGGGCGUUGCGGAUCUCCAACGUGAGCUCUCAGGAUGACGGCCUGUACCAGUGCAUGGCGGAGAACGGGCUGGGCAGCUCACAGGCCUCAGCCCGCCUCAUCACCGUAUCGACCGGGAUUUCAUCACGUGGAAGGCUGCCUCCAAAUUUUCGUCCACUCAGCCCUGAUAAAGUGCUAAAAGAACAGCCUCCUGUUAGGACUGGAGCCACAGGGGCCAUGCUGCCUCUGGACUGCUCCACAUUACCAAGGCAAAUAUUACCCGCAGAGGCCCCUAUUAUUCUCAGUCAGCCCCGCACAGGAAAGGCCGACUAUUACGAGCUCACCUGGAGGCCUCGGCACGAACGAGGGACCCCUGUGCUGGAGUAUGUGAUCAAAUACAGAAAGGAAGGAGACCCUCUUGCGGAGUGGACCACUCGAAGUAUCUCAGGCUCCCUUCACAAGCUGACUCUAACCAAACUGCAGCCGGACAGCCUGUAUGAAGUAGAAAUGGCUGCUAAGAACUGUGCAGGUUUAGGCCAGCCGGCCAUGAUGACCUUCAGAACAGGCAGAGGGCGUAAAGCUCCAGGAGCAUCCAAUGACCCGCCAAAAACUCCAGCUGUCCCUUCGCCAAGCCUCUCUCCUCCUGAAGCUCCAGAUAAGCCAACCGUCUCCACGGCUACGGAGACCUCGGCAUAUGUGACUUGGAUUCCUCGGGGUAACCGCGGCUUCCCCAUCCAGUCCUUUCGGGUGGAGUACAAGAAGGUGAAGAAGCCUGGUGAGGAAUGGGUGACGGCGGUGGAGAACAUUCCUCCGUCGAGGCUGUCUGUGGAAAUCACGGGACUGGAGAAAGGUACAUCUUAUAAGUUUCGUGUGGUCGCUGUGAACGUUAUCGGUUCCAGUCCUCCUAGUGCUCCUUCGAAGGCUUACACGGUGGUGGGUGGGAGAACGCACGAGCGUCCCGUUGAUGGACCCUACAUCACCUACAAUGAGGCUAUCAAUGAGACCACUGUCAUCUUGAAGUGGACGUACACUCCGGUGAACAACACACCCAUCUACGGUUUCUACAUCUACUACCGGCCGACGGACAGUGACAACGACAGUGACUACAAAAAGGAUGUGGUGGAGGGAGACCGCUACUGGCAUUCCAUCACCGACCUGCAGCCAGAAACAGCCUACGACAUCAAGAUGCAGAGCUUUAAUGAGAAAGGCGAGAGCGAGUUUGGAAAUGUAGUGAUCCUUGAAACAAAAGCUCGUCCUAAUAACCAGCGACCUGUUCUAGAACCUGAGACUCCAGACUCAGGAUCUGAAACAGCUGGGGUAUUGGUGCCACGGCCUGGCGAUCUCCCCUACCUCAUCGUUGGUAUCGUCGGACCCUUUGUCUGCAUCAUCGUUGCCUUCAUCCCCUUCUGUCUCUGGAGAGCUUGGGCCAAGCAGAAGCAAGCAUCAGACUUGUGCUUCCCUCCUGUGGCUGCUCCAGUAUCAACGUGUCAGUACACCAUGGUUCCCCUGCAGGGACUCGCCCUGGUCGGACACUGCCCUCUGGAUUCACACAUGACACCUCAACGCAGUGUUUACCCAGCUAACGGGGAAUACAUCCAGAAUGGAAAAGCUCAGCACUGCCUACCAGGACUGCAGCAGGAUGAAGUGGAUUGUGACCUAGAGUGCGACACACUUUUGCCGCAGACAAAUGGACACCUCCCUUAUUACCAGUACUCAAGCAGGGAGACGGAUCAUCAAGAACAGAACUGCUGUUCACCAGAUGAGUCCACUCAUCAGCACCUGGUGUCUUCCUCUCAAAAUUUCACCUCACAGGAUGCAGGAGGCAAAGAUGGGUUUGGUGAUGGAAGGCCCAACAUUAGUGAAAAAGAAGAACCACUCCAUCUCCUGUCACUUGAGGACGAAGAAGAUUUUAUCCCCCCGUACUCUAGAGACACGACGCAACAAUCCCAAGACACGAUACAGGAAAUAAACAUUCUUCCGAAUGAAGUGUCCUUUGACAACAUGGGGACGGCAGGCACAACGGAUGCUGACUCGUAGUGAACAGGGGAAAACAAGAGAAUAUAUUUAUUUUUGUAUUGGAGAUAUUUAUAUAUUUAUGCUUUUGUACAUACGAUUGUUUUAUUACAUUGUAUAUAUGGGUAUUUUCAUAUAAAUAUACGAUUUAUUCAUAUAUUUGCUCACACUAUGUCCUUGACAACAGGAAUCUGUAUUUUUCCAAAGUUGUGAAUUCCUGUUUACUCAGCACUUCUAUUUCAGACCUCUAUUUCUCACCUCGUAGACAUCUAUCCUUUCCCAAAUGUUGAGACCACAUGUGCCUAGCUUUAUGCAGAGCAGAAACAAAGGGUCCAGUUCUCCCAUCUAAUGCUGUUUUUUUAUGAAGUGCUGUCAUCACAUUCUCAACAACUGAAAGCUGCCAUUGUGUAUAGCUGUAACUCAAUAUUCUUUUCUCUUCAUUAACAAUCUAUUAACAAGUGUAUGCAACAUAAAUCAUUGUUCUCAGUAGUCUACAUGAGAUUAUAUAUUGUGUACAGUUAUUUAUUUGCUGGAGUACGUUAUUUUUUUAUCACUGAAUGGGAGAGAUUCUGGAAAAAAACAAAAACUCAGUCAUCAGUAAGCUGAACUUUACUUUGCAGCCACUUCUGUUUACUCUUUUGCUGGUUACCAAAUGACUGCUAGGGUGAGGAACUGGUGACAGUUGUGUUAGUAUUAUUCCUUUCCUCACAGCUCAGAGGAGAAAGUAUUAAGUGAUCAAAAUGAAGGAGAUCCUGAAUCUACACUCCCUUAAGAGUGCAGGCUGUUUUCUGCACAUGCUGGAGCACUAUUGCAUGUAAAUAAAAAGUUUAU